AUGGGAAUCUUGAGAUACAUGUGUUGUAACAAAGAUGAUUCUCUGGUUUCUAUAGCUGAAACAAAUGGAUGCAUCGAACUGGUAGGUAAAACCAUAACUUUAUUUCCAAGGAUUGAAGCUUCACGUCCUGGAUGUUCUCCUGGGAGACAAGCUCUUUGUUCUUUAAGAACUGCAAUUGAUAAUGCAAAGUCAUUACUUCAAUACUGUGCAGAGUCAAGUAAACUCUACUUGGCAUUAACGGGUGAUUCGAUACUACAAAGAUGUAAAAAAUCGAGAAAUGCACUGGAACAGUGUUUGUUCCAGAUUCAAAAUUUAGUUCCAGUAGUAUUAGCUGCUGAGAUAUCUGGCAUAAUAUCUGAUCUCAGUCGUAUUACUUUCAUCUUCGAUUCAUCUGAAGAAGAGGCUGGGAAAAUCAUCCGGACAUUUCUCCAACAAUCCACAUCCAAUGGAGAUUCAAUUGAAAUUGAAAAGUCUGCAAUUGAGACUAUACGUCUUGUUUCAAUUAGCUUGCGGAUUACAUCACAAAAGGAUAUGGAGACAGAGAGGAGAUCUAUAAAGAUGCUUCUUGAUAAAGUUUCUGCUCGUGAGCAGGGUAAGAAACAGAUCUUAGUCUAUCUUCUCAAUCUGCUAAGGAAUUACGGUCAAUUGAUAAUCACAGAGAAUGAUCAUGGAAGCUUGCGUUCUGAAGAAUUGUUUCCUUCUUUAAAUGAUUUAUAUCUUCCAGCUGACUCGAGCAGUAAGAUUAAAUCUCGAAGAACUCAAUCUUGUCCCAAUAAUCAUGAGAUGGAUGGAAAGCUGUUGUUAUUAGUCAAUUUAGAUGAACUGCCAUGGGAUUUUCAGUGUCAGGUGGUUGGAGAUCUCGCCAUGAAACAGGAUUUUAGAUCUUCUGAGAAUUACGUUUAUCAACUUCUCAGGUUUAUGAAGCGUGCAAAAGAAUUGUCUGAUUUAGGAGCCCUGAGGAAUGGAGCUCAGCUGUUCUUGUCAUUACUGAGAACAUGCAGGAGCAGUUCAUUUAACUUCCAUGAAGAUGCAUAUGAUCUUUUAGGUUCGCUUCUUAGCUCUGAUGUGAUUGGAGAAGGUUUGUCAAUAACAGAGGUGUUAUCUCGCCACGAAUGUCAUAUAUCGAAGAUUGUUUCACCAGGGGCGGUUACAUCCAUUGUUGGUUUGAUCCUUAAUAUACUCGAUGGAACAGAGACAACGAGUCAAUUUCAAGGUCAAGCUAUCAGAAUACUGUAUAAUUUGUCAUUGCAUGGGGAUGCUUGCUCUAGAAUUAUCCCAUCUGAAGUAGUCCCUAAAUUGGUUCCCUUCUUUGAAGAUGCCAGACUAGCAAGAUACUGCAUGGGAAUCUUGAGAUACAUGUGUAACAAAGAUGACUCUCUGGUUUCUAUAGCUGAAACAAAUGGAUGCAUCGGUUUUGUAGCAGAGGCACUCCAAUUUCAGGAUGAGGAGGUGCAGGAAAACGCGUCAUGGAUUCUCCUAACACUGUGUUCUAGUCGGUUUGAGUACAUACAGUUGGUCAUGAAUGAAGGGGUGAUUCCUGGGUUGGUUAGUAUUUCCAAUUAUGGGAAUGAGAAAGGGAUGGCGAUAGCUACAGAGUUGUUGCGUCUGUUAAGAGAUUCCGAGAACUCAGGCUGUAGUGUAAACGAAACUAAGGUGGAGGUGAAAUAUAAUCCCCUAAAAGAAAGUGGCAACAACUAUAAUAAUAAUAAUAAUAAUAUUAAAGAGAAUAAUAAAACAUCUCCAUCUAGUAGUGCAAUUUUGGGGAUAAGAAUAUCAAUGUUCUCAAAAAGGAAGAAGAAGAAGAAAUAGGCCUUUAAUUUGUUCAUCAUAUUAUUGAAUAUUUUGCUGAUAAAUAUUUGUGUCCUACUAUCCUGGUUUGAUUUAUUGGUUGCUUAUU
This is a messenger RNA of Impatiens glandulifera, 1897 nucleotides long. Its product is annotated as U-box domain-containing protein 7-like. The record is from RefSeq and is a predicted model, not a curated record. The transcript has 4 exons. Gene Ontology annotation, cellular component: nucleus; cytoplasm. NCBI's taxonomy places the organism in Eukaryota, Viridiplantae, Streptophyta, Magnoliopsida, Ericales, Balsaminaceae. Bases 1 to 1809 code for a protein of 602 amino acids.